Molecule: messenger RNA, 3239 nt
Organism: Neopsephotus bourkii (Bourke's parrot)
Lineage: Eukaryota; Metazoa; Chordata; Aves; Psittaciformes; Psittacidae
Gene: SLC26A9
Product: solute carrier family 26 member 9
Exons: 21
Coding region: 664-3069 (801 amino acids)
Biological process (GO): transmembrane transport
Cellular component (GO): membrane
Molecular function (GO): bicarbonate transmembrane transporter activity; chloride transmembrane transporter activity; oxalate transmembrane transporter activity
Source: RefSeq, a predicted model, not a curated record
AGCUGGCUUUGCCUUUUGUGCAAGGAGCAGUCCCGCAGCUGGUUCCCUUUAAUUGUGAAACCUCCGAGGUUUAACCCGCUGUUUGAUGUAGGGCAAGGCCAGCGAUAAGCCAAGGCAAGAGCCUGACUCUGUCCGAGAGGCUGACAUCAUUAGCCUGUUUGUUUAAGAUGGAAUUUAAUCAUGGGGAUAUUUUCCCCUUGAUACUUGCCUUGUUUAUUAUUUCCCCUGAUUGCCAGCACUUUCGCUCAGCAGGGAAAUUCAUUAAGGCGCUGGGAUAGAGCCGGCUGCUCCAGGCUGGCUGGUGGCAGGGAAGCGAUGGAGCCCAGACAGAAACCAAGAGGGGCUUCUUGCCCCAGAACCUGGCGGGGUUCUCACCCUUCACAUGCCUGUUGCUGAACCUCGACCUGGGCCACACGAUGGAAACUGGCAAUGGAGAGCAGAGCUGUGGGGCUGGGAGCUGGGAAAGGCUGGGUAUGAUGGGAACCUGCCCAGCAACGGGAGCGGGAGGCAGAGACAAGGCUCCUGCAGCCUGACGUGGGAAAAGCAGGGAAUGACCGGUUAUCAGAUGGGCUCCCAGUAUGGGCAUCGGGACUGGGAAAGAGCCUGGGACACUGCUCAGUGUUGGCCUGCACCAAUCCUCUGAGAGAAUCCAAUGAUCCAGAGAUGAACCAGGCCAGGCCUCGCUACGUCAUCGAGCGUCCUGCCUAUUCCCUCAGCCUCUUCGAUGAGGAGUUUGAGAAGAAAAGCAGAACUUACCCCGUUGGGGACAAGCUGAGGAGCCUCUUCAGGUGUUCAGCAUCCAGACUCAAGCUCAUCCUCUUCAGCCUCUUCCCCAUCCUCGUGUGGCUUCCCAAGUAUAAAAUCAAGGAGUACAUCCUGCCUGAUGUUCUCGGAGGGGUCAGCGCGGGGACGAUCCAGGUGCCGCAAGGGAUGGCCUUUGCACUCCUGGCCAAUCUGCCUCCUGUCAAUGGGCUCUACUCCUCCUUCUUCCCGCUGGUAACAUACCUCUUCCUUGGGGGCAUCCAUCAGAUGGUCCCAGGUACGUUUGCAGUCAUCAGCAUUAUUGUUGGCAACGUCUGCAAUGAGCUGGCUCCGGAGUCGGACUUCCAGUACUUCAACCACACCAGUAAUGAGACCAGUGUGAACACCACAGCCCUGGAGGCAGCCAGGCUCGAGAUCUCGGCCACCUUGGCCUGCCUCACCGCCAUCAUCCAACUGUGCCUGGGAUUCGUGCAGUUCGGCUUUGUUGCCAUCUACCUCUCCGAGUCCUUCAUCAGGGGCUUCAUGACAGCAGCAGGGCUGCAGAUCCUCAUCUCCGUGCUCAAGUACGUCUUCGGCUUGACAGUCCCGUCUUACACCGGGCCCUUAGCUAUCGUCUAUACAUUCAUUGACAUUUGUAAAGGUCUGCCCCAAACCAACGUCGCCUCCCUGGUCUAUGCCUUGGUCAGUGCUGUGCUCCUGAUCAUUGUCAAGGAGCUCAACCUGAAGUACAUGAAGAAGAUCCGGAUGCCCAUCCCCAUGGAGAUCAUCAUUGUAAUAGUUGCCACUGCCAUCUCUGGCAGCUUUAACAUGCCUGAGAAGUACGGCAUGCCCGUUGUUGGGAAGAUCAGCAUGGGGUUCCCAGCACCAACGCUGCCCCUGGUGCACAAGUGGAAGGACAUGAUCGGCACCGCCUUCUCCCUCGCCAUCGUGAGCUACGUGAUCAACCUGGCCAUGGGGAGGACGCUGGCAGCCAAGCACGGCUACGACGUGGACCCCAACCAGGAAAUGCUGGCCCUGGGCUGCAGCAAUUUCUUUGGCUCCUUCUUCAAAAUCCACGUGAUCUGCUGCGCCCUCUCCGUCACUCUCGCCGUGGAUGGGGCAGGAGGGAAGUCACAAGUGGCAAGCUUCUUUGUGGCCAUGGUGGUGAUGGUGACCAUGCUGGCGCUGGGCAUCUACCUCGAGCCCCUUCCAAAGUCUGUGCUGGGAGCCCUCAUCGCAGUGAACCUCAAGAACUCCCUCAAGCAGCUGGCGGAUCCCUUCUACCUGUGGAGGAAGAGCAGGCUGGACUGCCUGGUCUGGCUGGUGAGCUUCCUGUCCGCCUUCUUCCUGAGCCUUCCCUACGGAGUCGCUGUGGGCGUGGGAUUUUCCGUGCUGGUCGUGGUUUUCCAUACCCAGUUCCGAAACGGCUCUGCCCUGGGCCAGAUCACUUCCACUGACAUCUACAAGAACCCGAAAGCCUACAGCAAGGUGCAUGAACUUAGUGGCAUUAAAAUCGUGACCUACUGCUCCCCACUGUAUUUUGCCAACUCAGAGAUCUUCCGGGAGAAGAUCAUAGCCAAGACAGGGGUGGAUCCUGGCAAAGUGUACCUGGCCAGGAGGAAGUACGUGAAGCGGCAGGAGAAGGGCACAGCACAGCCACCACCAAACCUACCCAAACUCCUGCUGCGGCAGAACAAGACCUUGUCCUUGCAAGAGCUCCAGAAGGACUUUGAAGGCAGCUCUCCAACAGACACCAACAACAACCAGACGACCGCUAACGGGGCCAGCAUCUCCUACGUGACCUUCCAGCCCGCAGCCCCCAGCGGCGCUGGCUCCAGUGAGCUGGGCAGCACUAGUACUGCACAAGGAAGCACUGUCCUGCCUGCAGCAGAGCUGGACCCUGUGAUGACAGCACCGCCCUACCUCAGCUUCCACACCAUCAUCCUGGACAUGAGCGGAGUGUGUUUUGUUGACCUCAUGGGCACAAAGGCGCUGGGCAAGUUGUGUUCCAGUUACCAGAAGAUCGGGAUUAAAGUGUUCUUGGCAAACGUGCAGGCCCAGGUUUACAAUGACAUUAGCACAGGCGGAGUCUUUGAGGAAGGAGGCCUGGACCGAAGCCACCUCUUCCUGACAAUCCAUGAUGCCGUCCUGUUUGCACUGGCAGAUACCAAAGCAGUUGUCCGCCCACCCAGCUUAGAAGAGAGGCCAGACCAGACCGAGCUCUCCAUCUAUGAUGAGUCUGCGGAUGAAGGCAGCACAGAGUUCAAGAACCUGGAGGAGGAGAUGUUUGGCAGCAUGUUCCACUCAGAGACCCAGACAGCUCUGUGAGCACACAGGGAGCCUCAGCACAAGGCAAACCCUCCCAAAGAGCCUCCUCUCUCCCAUCCCCUCGUGAAGAGCUGCACUUCUACCGGGGGGACACAAGAAGUUUGCAAAGCAAGAGGCCAUCACCCCUCUUGAACCGGUACAUUCCUCCCUCCAUCCUGCUCUACUUCUGC